GCACAGAGGCUGUGAAUGUCACUUGUUGCUCAGACAAGAGGUCAGAGCGCUCCAGUUCAGGCUGUACUUGGAAGAAGAGUGUGCGAUUGUUGUGCACCUGGUGGUGCUCUGGGAGCUCUUGUCACCCUCCUGCUCUGGGGGCAGCUUUUUGCUGUGCACAUUAACAACGAUGUCACAGACAUUGCAGAUGACAGCUGUCCAAAGCCCCCUGAGAUUGCAAACGGCUAUGUGGAGCACAUGGUUCGCUAUCAGUGUAAGCCGUACUACAAGUUGCGCACGGAAGGCAACGGAGUGUACACCUUAAACAGUGAGGGGCAGUGGGUGAAUGAGGUCAUUGGAGAGAAACUUCCAGAGUGUGAAGCAGUCUGUGGAAAGCCCAAGAACCCUGUGGAUCAGGUGCAGCGCAUCAUCGGCGGCUCUCUGGACGCCAAGGGCAGCUUUCCCUGGCAGGCUAAGAUGAUCUCCCGCCAUGACCUCACCACUGGGGCCACGCUCAUCAGCGAGCAAUGGCUUUUGACCACAGCCAAAAACCUCUUCCUGAAUCACACCGAGAAUGCUACAGCAGAGGACAUCGCCCCCACUCUGAGGCUUUUUGUGGGAAGAAAGCAGCCAGUGGAGAUCGAGAAGGUGGUUUUCUACCCCAACUACUCCACUGUAGAUAUUGGGCUCAUCAAGCUCAAACAGAAGGUGCCUGUCAACGAGAGAGUCAUGCCCAUUUGCCUGCCUCUGAAGGAUUAUGCGGAGGUGGGGCGCAUAGGUUAUGUGUCUGGCUGGGGGCGAAAUGCCAACUUCAGAUUUACCGAGCAUCUCAAGUACGUCACACUGCCUGUUGCGGACCAGAAGAAAUGUGUGGAGCACUACGAGGGCAGCACAAUACCUGAGGAGAAGACCCAGAAGAGCCCUGUAGGGGUACAGCCCAUCCUGAAUGAACACACCUUCUGUGCCGGCAUGUCCAGGUACAAGGAGGACACCUGCUACGGCGACGCUGGCAGUGCCUUUGCCAUUCGUGACGUGGAGCAGGACACCUGGUACGCAGCUGGGAUCCUGAGCUUUGACAAGAGCUGCACUGUAGCCGAGUAUGGUGUGUACGUGAAGGUGGCCACCAUCCUGGACUGGAUUCAGAAAACCAUGGCUAGCAGCUAGAGUAAGGCUGGCUGGAAGCCUUGCUUGGUGGCAAGAUUUUACCUUGGAAGGGGGAAAGGUGGGUGGGGAAGGGUUGGUUGUGAGGCUGAUGGGCAUCCGCCCUGCACUGCUGUGCCAAUCAAUAAAGAGCCUGCUUUGUAUUCA
This is a messenger RNA of Octodon degus (degu), 1287 nucleotides long. RefSeq names its product haptoglobin. The transcript is spliced from 5 exons. Gene Ontology annotation, cellular component: extracellular region. Bases 16 to 1143 code for a protein of 375 amino acids. NCBI's taxonomy places the organism in Eukaryota, Metazoa, Chordata, Mammalia, Rodentia, Octodontidae. Gene Ontology annotation, biological process: acute inflammatory response; proteolysis. Gene Ontology annotation, molecular function: serine-type endopeptidase activity; hemoglobin binding. The record is from RefSeq and is a predicted model, not a curated record.